AUGUCUUCCACAGCUACGAAUUCUAGCUCCAUGCACCUUAAUACAGUUGAACCACUCACUGGUGUCAACUAUAAGAAAUGGAAGCAAGAUCUUGAGAUCCUGCUAGGUGUCAUGGAUUGGGACUUAGCACUUAGAACUGAAGAGCCCUUUACACCAACAGAUGGAAGCACCUCAAGUCAGAAGUCUAAAUAUGAAAAGUGGCACAAAUCAAACAGAAUUUCCUUAUUGAUUAUCAAAAGAAGCAUGACCGAUGUGGUUCGAGGAGCCUUCACAGAUGCUACCAAUGCAAAGGAUUUUCUCAAGUCCAUUGAGCAGAAGUACCAAGAGUCACUAAAAACUGAGACAGAUGCUACCAAUGCAAACGAUUUCCUUAAUUGCAUUGAAGAAAAGUACUAG
Messenger RNA from Malus domestica (apple), 396 nucleotides. RefSeq lists its product as uncharacterized. The record is from RefSeq and is a predicted model, not a curated record. Lineage: Eukaryota; Viridiplantae; Streptophyta; Magnoliopsida; Rosales; Rosaceae.